Messenger RNA from Bombina bombina (fire-bellied toad), 1463 nucleotides. RefSeq lists its product as uncharacterized. NCBI's taxonomy places the organism in Eukaryota, Metazoa, Chordata, Amphibia, Anura, Bombinatoridae. The coding region runs from base 20 to 880 and encodes 286 amino acids. The transcript has 2 exons. The record is from RefSeq and is a predicted model, not a curated record.
UCAAGGCAAUGUUCAAAGUAUGCAUGUUAAUCAAAACAUUCAGCAUCAUUUACCAUCUCAUCAUUUACCAUCCCCCAUUGGUGUGAAUGCGGCUUUGAAUGGUGUGAACGUACAAGCAGCUCCUCAGGGAUAUAAUACACCCCUGGUUGGCAUACAUAAUGCGAAUGUGCAAUCUUUAAGCCAGCUACAACAUCCCAUUACUUUAGGCAUACAAGGAGUACAACCCCUUGAUCAGGGUAUCCACUCCCCCAUUGCAGCCACGCAGGGCGCUCAUGCACACUCAUUAAACCAUGCACAAUCAAUAAGCCAGGCAUGCCAUAACCCUAUUGUAGACCAGCAGGGUGUGAAUGCUCAGACAUCUGCGAAUGGACAGUCAGUGAGUCAGGGAUUUCAUACACCACUUCAUAUAGCUCAUCCACCCCUUGCUACUGAUAAUCCAGACACAUCCAUUGGGCAAAGUGCUCGCCAAAUUCUUUCUCUUUUGCAGGGGGCAAUUGGAUCACAAAGUGCAGCAAAAACUCGGACCAACACUGCCACAGUCAUGAGUGGGGCGGAUGCAGGAGUACCAGGCAGCAUUACAGCAGGAGCAGCAGCCACCACUUCCACUGCACAGCAAGGGUCUUCAGGACUCGCCCUCCAAAACCAGCCAGCAGGCCAGCCCGUUUCCAGCAUGGGUCAGGGACCUCCUGCCAUUAGUCACGCUCGUCCUUCCUGGAUAGCCUUACUGCCGUUGGUCCGCUCCUCCUUAGCACCAUCCACUUGGCACGCCUAUGCCCGCAUGUGGUCUGAAUGGGACAAUUUCUGUGCGUCCAGGGGAGCCGACGCUGCUCAGGGGUCUAGGGACAACUUACAUGAUUGGCUGGCACUACCCCCGGGGUGAAGCGAAUCUGGAUUGUGGGCCACUCCUUUGUCCACUGGGCCUCCCUACGCUGUGCGUCCCUCCCAUUUGGCCAAUCCCUAGGUCUCCCUUCCAACAAGGCAUCCGUUAGGUGGUUGGGUGCUAGGGGGAUGUGCUGGCCCCAAUUAGCAGGAACCAUAUCUGAGGCCCUGGUACGCUGGGGGAAGCCUCACAUUAUUAUUCUUCACCUAGGGGGUAACGAUGUGGGGGCCAUACCAGUUUUACAGUUGAUUAAGGUUAUGCAGGCAGACAUUGGGUGGCUAAGAGUACGCAUCCCGGGGGUCAUGAUAGGGUGGUCCCAUAUAAUACCCCGUCUCCACUGGAGGCAUAUGUCGGCCCAUACGGCGGCAUACCGGGUUAGGAAGAAGAUCAAUGCGUCUGUAGCGAAAACCGUCACUGGGUCAGGUGGCUUCGUGGUACGGCACGAAGCCAUUUCGGCUGAUAGAACCGAGCUAUAUAGAAGGGAUAAAGUUCACCUUUCUGAUGUGGGGCUGGAUUUAUUCAUAGGGGACAUUCAGAGAGCUCUGUUACCCCUCCUGUAAAUCGGGUUGUGGGUUGGCGGCAA